GUUCUCGUCAAGAUGCAUUCGUCGGUGCUGCUGUUCUGUGCUACCGUUCUGCUCGCUACCUUCACGGUUGGCCAGCCGCUGAACGAUGAGCAGGUGAAGAAGGCGGAAGGAUUUGCCGUUGGGUGUUUGGAGCAGUUUAAAACGCUGAACAAGGAACACUUGGUGCUGUUGCGCGAUGGUGACUUCUCCAAGGUGGACGGUGAGACCAAGUGUUUCCUGCGGUGCUUCCUGCAGCAGGCCAAGUUUAUGGACGCGGCCGGCAAGCUGGAUGCGGACUACGUGAUCGAGCGGCUCUCGGUGACGCAGGAGAAGGCGAAGGUUGAGGCGCUGGUGAAGAAGUGUGGCGUUGAGCCACAUCCGUCCGAUAGCUGCGAGACCGCCUUCCGGGCCGUUGAGUGUUACCAUCGCGAGAAGGCAUCGCUGCUGUGAAAGGAGA
This is a messenger RNA of Anopheles aquasalis, 436 nucleotides long. RefSeq names its product general odorant-binding protein 56d-like. Lineage: Eukaryota; Metazoa; Arthropoda; Insecta; Diptera; Culicidae. The record is from RefSeq and is a predicted model, not a curated record. Gene Ontology annotation, molecular function: odorant binding. Gene Ontology annotation, biological process: sensory perception of smell.